Molecule: messenger RNA, 3135 nt
Organism: Brassicogethes aeneus
Lineage: Eukaryota; Metazoa; Arthropoda; Insecta; Coleoptera; Nitidulidae
Source: the annotation of a GenBank genome assembly
CAUAGACAGUCGUUUUUCAAAAUUUCUUCUGUAAACAUGUAUAAACUCUUGUGUUUUUUGUCACUAAUCCUAAAAAGCAACGCUUUUAAUUUGGACUUGAGUCAUACGAUUAUUUUCGAAGAUCCAAGUUCGCGACCAAAUGAAAACUAUUUUGGAUUUUCGGUAGUGUUGACUAAAAAAACAAAGGAUCACCCUGAAAGAGUAUUUAUUGGAGCCCCUAAACAAACUGAUUUGUCAUCGAAAGGUGGAGUGAUGUAUAAAUGUAAUUUCACUGAGGGCUGUUCAAAUUUAAACUUCCCAAGCGAAAUUGAGCAAGUUGGUUUCAUUAAUGCUUUUAUUGGAGGCAGCGCAGAUAUCAAUAAUAAUAAUACGUUACUUAUUACUAGUGCUUAUACUGCUUAUCAAGGAAUUGGAGAAGAAAAUAACCCAAAAGGAUUUCUGUUUUUAACCGAUUUAAGAAACGAUAAAAGUAAUCUUAUAUAUCCCUUUAAAAAUGAAAAAAACAUGGUAAAUGAAACAAUGAAGAAAACGAAAGGCUCAAUACUGAUUGCAAAAACAAAAACAUCCCAAGCAGGAUUUUCUGUUCAUUUUCAUAAGACCGAAUCCAGUACUUUAUUAAUGGGAAGUCCAGGAUAUUAUGCCACCAUAGGAUCUGCCUUAAAAUUAAAUCUAGAUAAUAACGUUUUAACUAAACAUUUCUCUAACGAGCAUGAAUAUUUUUCUGGAUACUCGGUUUCGUCAGGAAAUUUGUACAAACAAGGACAAACAGUGUACAUAAAAACAUCCCCCUUUGCCUACGAUGGAUUGGGACAAAUUAUAAUAUUUUUCAAUCAUACUAGUCUUCAAUCACAAACUUCAGAAACUAUAGAACAUAUAAGAAGCAAAAUACCCGGAGAUGGAUUCGGGUACUGCACAACCACUGGAGACAUCGACGGCGACCAUUUGGACGACAUUGUCGUAGGGGCGCCAUUCUACAAAACCAAAACGUUUAAUGAAGGAGCCGUUUAUGUUUAUCUAGGCAGCACAGCGGGAAAAGUGCACCCUUCAGUAGAAGGUCCCUUUAUACAUGGCAACCAUACCAAUGGACAUUUUGGAAUGUCGGUUAUGUUUUUGAACGAUAUUAAUGCCGACGGUUUUGGAGAUGUUGCUGUUGCUGCCCCAUUUCAAGAUAAAGGUGUUGUGUACAUUUACCAUGGCACAGCAACAGGUUUAAACCCGUCCGCAUCUCAAAAAAUCCAAGGAAAAAGUGUAUAUCAGAAUUUAAAAGGAUUUGGUUUUAGUUUUUCAAAACCAUGCGAUGUUUUCAACAAAAAUGUGAGCGAUUUGGCGAUUGGCUCGUUUUUGUCCGGACACGCGGUAAUUUUAAGGGGAAGACCUGUUGUGGUUGUGACAACAUCCUUGGUGUCCAUUCCGCCAUAUUUAAACAAAAACGCCACAGAAUUCAUUUUACAAGCGACGUACAUCGUUGAGAAUAAACACCACCCAAAUCAAACUAUGGAGAACAUAACAUUAACAAGAACCAUAGAAAUAGACACAGAUUUUAAAAGAACCAAUUUUUCUUACUCCACUGAGAAUAUCACCAUAAAUAUUGGAACUUCAAAAACUGAAAAUAUAUCGGUUAAAAUAGACAACAAAAUUAAAGAAACCGUUCCAGUAAAGUUGACUUACGUUUUUGUGGAUGAAGGUCAAAAGACACCUAAAAACAUAAUGAUUAAAAAUAAGACAACAAAUAAUAUUCACGGCGAUUCAUUUUGCUUGCGUUGUCCAAUCAUAGACAAGGAAAGAUCGAGCGGGCCAAAAACAAUCGACGUACAUUUUGGUGUAGGAUGCACGAAUGAUAAUAUUUGCCAAUCGAAUUUGACGCUGGGACUUCGACUGCUAGACUUGGAAAACAAUACUUUUAACACUGGUACAAAUAAGAAGUCCUUUGUAACACUUGAGGUUGAUAUUCAAAAUUCUGGCGAAUAUGCUUACUCUAACGAAUUAAUAGUAAAACUACCAAAGGGGUUAAAGCCUCUUAAAACGGACAUUUCGUGUAAUUCAAUUAAAAAUGAAACGGAAGUUCUCAAGUGCCCGCUCCCUCGUCCUAUAGUUAAAAGUGAACAGGUAAAAUUUGAUUUGGAUUUAGAAGAAGCAAUAGCCGGAUCUUUCAGUGGACAUCUUUUAAUUACUGUGGAACUAAAAACAAAAAGUAAAAAUGAAAACAAUUUGACCAAAGAAAUUUACUUGAACAUAGAUAGGGACGUAGAUAUUUAUUUGGACGGUCUAUCGGGAGCAAAGGCCUACGAAUUAUCCAAAAAUGGAUCAACGACUUUCACACAGACAUACAGAGUUGUUAAAGAAGGUAGCAGUACGAUAGGAAAAGUUGAAGUAUCAUUUAAAUUUCCAUCCUAUAUUUCUACGAAUGAAGUAGGGUUUAUACAGUUUAUGUAUAUAGAAAUUCCAAAUAAAUGUUUCUUCAAAUAUGGCGGGAAUUCUGAACCCGAAGGAGGACCAAAUGAUUUCAGGAGAAAAAGAGAGGUUCCCGAUCACAAUUCUCAAUUAAAAGAAUUAAACUCGAGCAACAUUGUGGUGUCAAAGUCCUUAUAUCGCUUUAAUAUUGCUAGACCUACCGAAAUAAUAUGCACAGUUGGACCAUUUAAUGAAAAUGUCAUUGAUGAAUCGCUUAGUUUUACUAUGCAUUUAAAGGAAAACGUACUUUUUGAUAUUUUAGGAGGAAAAAAGAAACAAAUUUUGUAUGAAUCCUAUGGAGAGGCAAAAAUAAUAAUGUCCGAUGGUGAAUUCAAAGAAUCCGGAAAUAGAUCCAACAGUUACACAGUAUCCACUGUGUUUGUAGAUAAAUUAGAAGUUACAGAAAUCUCGAUUUGGUAUAUUGUUGCAGCUGUAAUAGCUGGGUUUUUAUUAUUCCUCUUGAUAGUCUUUAUUUUGAUGAAAGCAGGAUUUUUCAAAAGGGAAACCAAGAAAAAACUAAAAAAACUCAAGGAGGAGAACCUAUCCUAUCCGAAUGCUAGUAAUGAAGAUUUAUUAAACAAUGAUAACGUCUUUACCCCACUGCCAGAGGAUGCUGCUGAUGGAGAUCCAGAAGAAACCUUUACUGAGAGUCAUUAUGCAAACCCAGAAGUAUUAUUUAAUUAA